Messenger RNA from Suillus bovinus, 435 nucleotides. RefSeq lists its product as uncharacterized. The record is from RefSeq and is a predicted model, not a curated record. NCBI's taxonomy places the organism in Eukaryota, Fungi, Basidiomycota, Agaricomycetes, Boletales, Suillaceae. The annotation marks the transcript as partial. The transcript is spliced from 3 exons.
AUAUUCUCUGAUUCUGCCAAGGAUGCAAAGGAGGAAGGACGGACAUGCCAACAAAUGACCAUGCAGAAGAACAUGUACUUGCAGCAGCUUGCAACAGCUGUUUUCGAGAAUGAUGAAGAUCUGAAGGUCAGGGAGUACUUUCAUGUGAAACCUCUUGGCUUCACUAAGCCAAUUACAAGCCAGUUUACAUUAUUAUGCAAAAGGUACAACGAGGUUAAUGUGCAACUUGGGAAGACUGGUGCUGGACUAUCUUUUGAGGAGCUGAAUGAGAAUGAGAAACAAAGGGUCUUCUUGGUCAGUUUUAUAGAUCAUCUCUUGAUGACAUUCCCAUGGUGGGCUGAUCUCCAUGGAUGGUGGAGAAUGAACCCUGCAUACAACACGUCGUUUUCAAUGGCUGAUCCAGGUCAAGACUUUGCAGCUGAGGCAGCGACUCUC